UAUGUAUAUAGCUUUUGAUUUUGUACAGUAUUUUCAUGUGUUCUUUUUGUAUACUUACAGGUGAUAGAACAAGGUGAAAAUGCGUGGAAGGGUGUGGUAAUUAGUGAUAAUAGGAGGAUGUCGAAGCCGGGAUAUUUCCCGCCCGAAAAUGUUGUCCUCAUAGAUAGUUCAGCUCAUACACUGAAACGAGGCCGACGAGCUCCUAGUCUUCCCAGCAUGCAGCAAGUUCCGGACCUUCUUAAUCGCAGUCCAGGACAUUACAAUUACUCAAACCAUGAUGUUAACCACUACGGCAGUGUAGGGGCAGACGACUCCUUCCCUCCACCCCCCUCAUCCCUUGUGUCCUGUAUAUCUCCCAACAAAGAUUGCCAUGGUUAUAUCCACCAUCACCAUGACCACAACGGUGCCUUAUACCUAACGGGUCAUCAUAUUCACCAUCAGCCCCAUACUCAAUACAGCUCAGUGCCCGACAGUCAUAAUGUAAAUGGUAGACCAUAUGAUAAUCACAACCAUGUUGGCGAACACAACUUACACAAUCACCAUGGCGACUGGGCAUCUCCAACUCCAUACUCCAUCGUUGGGGACCUGAGGACCGCUAGUCCAGCCAAAGGCAGUCCGACCAAUAGUAAUCGUAACAGUGCCGCCAGCAGUGACAGUGGCAGGGGCUACAGCACAGGCCACUUAGAACCCAAGGUAACACAUAAUUACGCGAAUGUACAGAUAAACAACCAGCACCGUCUGUCCGGCCAGAGUUACGAGUCGGGCGUAUCAUCACGUCAGAGCUACCACAGUACGUCAAGUUCCAGCGUCGGCAGUCUGGAUCGCCUGGAGGAGGGUGGCUACAGCAGCCAGAUCAACGUGGCGGAGCUCGUACACGCAGGCCUGCCAGAUCAUGAAGUCUUGCGCUGCUGGCUUCGAGAUCUGCGCUUUGAAGAUUACCAUGGCAACUUUUUGCAGGCGGGCUAUGACAUGCCAACGAUAUCUCGUAUGACUCCAGAGGAUCUGACGGCUAUAGGAAUAACGAAACCAGGCCACAGAAAACGGCUCAAGGCUGAGAUAGCUCGCCUCAACAUCCACGAUGGAAUCCCGGACCAUAAACCAAUGUCAGUUAUGGAAUGGUUGCACCUAUUGAAUCUGGAGCAGUACCACGCCACACUAGUAAACCAGGGCUACGCUAACGUGGACUAUGUCACCGACAUCACCUGGGAAGACCUGGAGGAGAUCGGCAUCCAGAAACUUGGUCACCAGAAAAAGAUCAUGCUGGCGAUAGAGCGACUAAAGAGGAUCAUGUCGGGUUCCAAACGCCUCUCUACCAUGGACAACAAUAAGCGUUCAUCUGGUGAAGCACUGGAGCCACCGGCCAACAACAACUCAAGAUGGUCAGGUGGCGAGGUCAUGUCAUCAUCAUACAAUGGUCAGGAAAUGGCCGGAGGCAUGCCCUAUAAACCACGCCGCUCGUCAUCAAGUGAGAACUCCAAUAAUGCUAAUGUUGACUUCUCGUCAGCAACAUCGUCACCUUUUAGGAACCGACACAGCAGUGAGAGCAGCGCUGACUCCUGUUUCCUUCCGCCUAGUCCCAGUGGUAGUUCAUCAUCGUCAUACCAGCCCGACGUUGUGGCCAUACAGGUCAAGCGGUCAUCAUCUCAGUCAGGCCCAGCGCCAUACCAGAAGGAGUCCCGAGACAUGAGUGGUCAAACAAUCACUUACCAGUCAUUUCAGGUUCCAGCUACAGGCCAGCGACUGUCCGACAGUAUGGACCGUGAGACCACACCUACCGGUGAUGACAUGAUGUACAUAAUACAGGGGUCACCCAAGGCAUCAUUACCCGUGGCAACUGUUGUUCCUAAGGCAGCCAUUAAACCUAAACCUGUCGCUAAAAUUAUCGCGAAAACUAAACGUACUAGUCGUGAGUGUUCGCCGGACAUUAUAGACAUUGAAAAGCAUGAGAUUGAAAAAAAUCAGGAUGUGUGUCAAAGUCCGUCACAUAAUGGAGGCCAUCGUAAGUCGGACCAUAUUUACGAUCAACCUCAGAUACACUCUUCCAUGUCACCCUGUCACAAAAAGAUUGAGCUGCAGGAGAUACCAAGUUCACCAAAAGCACAGAAUCAUAAAGUCAACAAAAACAAUGCUGUGACUGAUCCUAUCUAUGUCUCAACACAACAGGAAGUGACAUCACAGCCCCAGAACUCUCCUCAACAGGGCUCACCUAGUGGUAAAAGCCGGAAGGUUCCCCCUCCUCCACCCCCAAAACGGACUAAUUCCAUCACACAACGAUCAGACCUUGGGGUCAAAGAGCCAAGGUCCCCACACUUCGCUGGAAGUAUACCUAAGUCUGCCGUUCAAAGCCAGUCAACCGGAAACCAGCCAGAACAAGGUUCACAUAAAAAGGAAAAGGCUUUUGCAAAUUGUGUUCAGAGUCUUUCAGAGAGAUUUGGAAGAAAGCGUGGGGAAUCGUGCAAUUCUGAUGAGGUGGGUAGUUCUGACGGGGAGGAGUUUCCCCCACCCCCACCUCCCGUUGCUAUGGAUAUUAUCACCCCCAAACUGCAUAACUAUGGGAUUCCCAGUAAGGAGGAGAAAAGCAGUAUGGGGAGUGAGUAUCGUCAUCAGGGCAAAGUUAAAGUGGAACAUGGCAUGUCUCCGGGUACGGUUGUGAGUAGUACUCUCAGCCCUGCCAAGACUGUUUCUGUCAGUGAGGAUUCAAAUGCAGACGAGGCAAGUGUGGAAAGUACAUUUGGUGUAAAACUGAGAACACAACCAACAGUGUCUGUGACUGCCCAGGGGACCCCGCCCCCGACACCAAAGUCACAUGGUAUAGUUCAGGGCGGGGCUCCGGCUGUGUCUCGUGUCCACCCCACAGUGUCUCAUCCAAAACCAUCACUUCCACCAAAAGUUUCAUCCGUGAAUAGUGGUCACCCUCCCCACUUUAUCCAUAGUGUUCCCAGUGAGAUCGGUAGUGCUAGGGAAAGGAUAAAAGACUCUCAUCCUAGCUUGGACCUGAAUACCUCCACUUCUAGUGUCGAAUCCAACACGCUGCCAUUUGCCAAUGAAAAUGUUGGGACAAUAAAGCAGCGAACACCUACGACCAAACCCUCUGUUGUGCUCAUUUCUGAGGGGCUUGGUCAGGAAAAUUCAUACGUGUUUGAACAUCUCUCUAGUGGCACCCACACUGUGUCAGCUACUCACCAUCCUGUCACAUCCCACAAGGUAGAAAUGAAGAAGCCAGCAGUGCCGAAGAAACCAGGGGUAUCCAUGGGAACUCUUUCAGCACCAAACACAACAAAACCUUCUGGUGGCGACGUCCUGAACGACAUAGACAACAUGUUACAGGGCUUGACCGACGAGCUGGACGCCAUGCUGGAGGAGGAGAUGAAUCUGGACUGACCAUGUGGUUUGACCAAUCCAAUUGUUAUUAAAAGACAUCUCUAUGGCUGUCCCUCACUUUAAUACACAGAGUUACCAAAUUGGCUGAAGAUACCUGGUGCUGUGAGGCAAGACGGUCAUUCUCUUGUUGGAUGUCUUCGGUUCAGUAUCCUUGUAACAACACGGAUAUUUCAGCAAGCAUCAGUGUUAUUACUUCUAUAUCAGGAGAAAAAAUUACCAGAGAACAACUUGUGUGGAAUUAUGUGGAAAUACGUACUAAAGUUUUCUGUGUGGAAGACAAUAUUCAUCUAACCCAUAUACUUACGGAGCCUACAUCUAAGUCUACAUCUGUCAACAAAUUAAACGAAAUGCUAUCAUAAUUGUGUGUUAUAGAAAACACAGGGAAUUUUAAUGUAUGGGAAAAAGGUAUCUUCAACCACCUUGUCAUCAAGAGAUUUGAUUGAUCGGAAGGAUGAAGCAGAUUGCAAAUGCUGAUUGGCUACAGAAAAAUCAAUGAUAGACAUUUGAUUGGAUGAAUGAUAAUAAAUAAAUUAUCAUAUCAAUACACAAUCCAGGGUACCUCAUCGACGUCAACGAUUGGUGAUCUUGGCUCGUGAUUUUAGGUGCUUCUAGGUAAAAUGUCUUUUUCUAAAUUCUUAAUCUCAAUUUAGGAAUCUUUAAAGGUGAUGUGCAAAUUGUAUGUUUCAAGUAGCGAAUUAUUGAAAAGAUUGUAGCAAUUUAAAAUAAUUUUGAUUAAAGCUGCUUGCGAAAGUUUAAUUGAGAUCUAAAUACGGGCAAAAGCAACAUAUUACAUUCUGUAAAUAGACUUUCUGGACUGUGUUCAUUGUAAAAAAGAACUGCAAAAAUGCCAGUUUAACGUGUAUAGUGUGUUUGUUGGAACCCUCCAGACACUGUUCUUGCCAGCUUUAUUCGCUCUGUUCAAUGUUUGAUGUGAUAUAAGACAUAUUUGAUCAGUAUUUAUUGUCGUUCUUUGUCUUUCCUUGAAUGAAGAUUCACCAUAGCUUUAACAGGGACGUUAUGUAGCUUCCUCUUGUAUAUGUACUUCAUCACCUCAUAUGAACUUGCACUGCCCUGUAAAAAUUGUAUUUGGCAUAUUUCUGUCUGUGUUUUGAUGCUAAUGCAGUUUUCUAUUUUCCAAGUUAUUUAUUUGAUUAUUCAUUUCAUCUGAACAGUGGUAUAUACAUUCUUUUUGUUUUUCUGUCAAUGGCUAGUAGCUAUAGCUAUUGCAGCGAAUUUAUGUGGUAAAAUAUAUGUUCUUCAGCAUUUUAAACUUCUUUGUAUGAAUACAUUUAAAUUAAUUCAUAUUUUCUAAAUCUUUUAUCUCAAGGGUUAUAUUUUUUUUCUUUCUUUUUUAAGUCCUUCAAGAAAUUAUUUUUUGAAUAUUAAUGUUGUGGUAUUGGGCAUUAAAUGAACAUUCUGACAUUCCCUACCUAUCAAGGGGAGACAACAAAUGGUAUCAAAGGGGGACAAUCCUACAUUUCAAAUCCGUCACUUCAAAGGGGGAUAACUCAUCAUUGUAGGAAUUAUCAGAAAUUAAUGAAAACUUUCUUUCAAAAACCUAGUUCAGAGUAAAUGAAUUAACAAAUCUGUAUGUGUUUGCAAAUGCAGUCUUGUCUAACUUUCGAGAACUCUUCAUAGAACAAGAUCGUUGUAGCAAGCAUAUUGCAGUAUGUUACAACACGAAUACAUUUAGCUACCCUCAUGUCAUUUUUUAGAUACUUUUGUUUUUUCAUUAUCAAUUUUUUUUCUAAAGUUCUUCAAUCAUGUACAGUAUAGAACAUUAACAAAUGAAAACAGUCUGUGUGAUGUGCUGUUGUCUAAAAAAAAAAAAUAUUUACAGAAAUGGCUAACACUACUGUUAAACUUUUGUAAAGACUAUAUAGAUAUUUUAUUAUUGUUUGAAGUCUCUGUCCUCUAAUAUAACCACUGUAACUUAUCAUGGCCCUAGGUUGUGUCAGUCUGUACUCUACCCUUUACUUUUCACUGCCUUCUAUUCAGCAGUGAUCCAUGUACAAUGCAUAUUGAAUAUUUUUAAAUAAUUUUUAAAAUGCAUGAUCAUAUUUUCUCUUUCUAAUCUAUACAUAAGUUUGUAUUUGUGAAUGUUUACCUUUCAAAGGAUUUCACUGUUGAAUAUUCAUGACCUCAGUUAAUGUGGUAAAACUUUAACCUCAUGUCUGAUGUUCACCUACAUUGUACAUGUACUUAUAUAGCCAAUUUGUAGGAUGUGCAUGUUGUGAUUAGUGAAUGUGACCAUUUAUAUAUAUAUAUAGAUGAAUGGAUGUCUCAUUAAAAUUUGUCGCUGAAAUCAUCAAUGCAUUGAACAAGAAUUACAAUAUGGUGUUCACUGGAUCUCUCGGAAGUAUACUUCAUUAUAGUCUAACCGUUGGUCUAUAAGAGUUAUGUGUAUAAUAUUAACAUUACAGGUAAAAAUAUGGACUGAAGUUUCACAAACGUAAUAUUUACGUGAGAAUAACUCCCAAUGCUUCUUAAAAUCCCUUAUCAUUGCAUAAAUGAGUUUCUGUAAUUCUAAAAAUGAUGAAAAUUGAAGAGUGCUCAUACCAGUUAUCUAGUCCAACUUCCUGUGCUUCAGAUAUAACACUAUAGAACUACAGACUUACCUGAGUGUUUAUAGUGGAUGGAACAAUUCACCAGUUGUGUUGAACCAGGUUAAGUGUAGAUUUAGUUAAGCCUGGAGAUUUAGUUAAGCCUGU
Mizuhopecten yessoensis (Yesso scallop) is the source of this 6092-nucleotide messenger RNA. RefSeq names its product caskin-1-like. Gene Ontology annotation, molecular function: protein binding. The coding region runs from base 118 to 3381 and encodes 1087 amino acids. NCBI's taxonomy places the organism in Eukaryota, Metazoa, Mollusca, Bivalvia, Pectinida, Pectinidae. The record is from RefSeq and is a predicted model, not a curated record. The transcript has 11 exons.